AUGUUGUCUCUCGCUUCCUGUCUUUGUGGCCUCUCGCUGCUGGCGUCGACUUGUUGUGGACAGAAUGUCAACACUACCGGUAGCAGCAAUGUUACCACAGCAAAUGUUGGAAAGGUAAAUGGAUCGCUGGUGGCACUUACUGGUGCUGACGUCCUCACUGUCGGCGUUCUUGGAGACUAUGGCUGGACUGGCUGGAUUCCUUCUCCAGACCACUUUUGCCUCGAAGUCUUGCCCUUGCUAGAACAGGAUGCGUUCACCAUCCCGAAAGAGGUCUUGAACGACUGUGACCCGGGGGACAAGAUGUACAUCACGAAUGCAACUGCUCUGCAAACUGACACUGCCCAAUAUAUUGGUCAGAUAUGUGCCAUGAAGAACUGUAGCGCGUUCAUCUCUGUUGGUGACAACUUUUACGACAGCGGGAUCGAUUUCACCACAGGAGGAAUUUUACGUUUCCAGGAAGCGUGGGUGGACAUGUACAGCCAGGGUGUAUUCGAAUACGCGCCCUGGUAUCAAUGUCUCGGCAACCAUGAUGUUGUCAAGGGACAGAAUGGUGUUGACUUCCAGACCAAGGUGCUCCCCUACUAUGACGAUAGGUGGAAUUUUGGCACUUCAGGCCUGCCAUACUACACCUAUGACUUGACUGGCUCCGAUUGGACGGCUACCUUCGUGGUCGUUGACUCGGAUUGCUUCCUUUCUUCCUAUCAGAAGAAUACUUCAGUAUAUCAGAACUCAUAUACGGAGGCAUGCUAUCAGAACAAAUCAGUCCAGACUGACUUUCUUAAUCAGACAUUUGCCAGUUCGAACGCCACGUGGAAGUUCUUGCAGUUACAUCACCCUUAUAUCUCCUCGUCGACCAACCAGACUGAUCUUGCACCGCUGAUAAGCAUUGUCGAGGCACAUAAUGGGAUCGUGCUCAACGGGCAUGACCAUUGCCUGGCUCACUAUUACUACAACAACACCGACUUCAUUCUGACUGGAGCAGCUGGCUAUCCUCAAGCUGGUGAUUGCAACAAUGGGACAGCACUAGGACCUUUUGCACUCUUCCUUGCCGCAAACCCUCUGACCGCGGCAAACGGAUUCGUCACUAUGGACAUCAGCUCACAGUUCAUCAAUGUCGAGUAUUACGUCCGCGAUAUGCAGUUCGACAACGGAGAUCUGUACUCGGUUCAUUACGACCUUGCGCCUUCUUACUCGUUUCAGAUAACGAAGAAGGCGACUUAGAAUUGCGGAGGAGCUUGACCAGGAUGCAAAUAUUGUACAUAGGAAGGCUCGCUGUCGAGGAAAGAAUCCGGGCGUAGAC
Molecule: messenger RNA, 1300 nt
Organism: Exophiala viscosa
Lineage: Eukaryota; Fungi; Ascomycota; Eurotiomycetes; Chaetothyriales; Herpotrichiellaceae
Product: putative tartrate-resistant acid phosphatase type 5 precursor
Exons: 5
Coding region: 1-1221 (406 amino acids)
Molecular function (GO): ferric iron binding; acid phosphatase activity; ferrous iron binding
Source: RefSeq, a predicted model, not a curated record